CCAGAUUGCUGGUUGGAAGCUCACAGCUCCUGGGACCCUCAGAACUUCUGGCUGUUUCACCCAUGUAGUGUGUGGAAUGUCAGUUGCCAAAUCUGGCCCAACAUUAGCAAAAAAUGUAUUAAAACUGUUCACAACUUGGUUCAAGUCAUAUUCAUCUUUAUUAUUAUAAGUAAAGUAUGUUGGGCAGUUCUUUGCUUUGGGUUGAUUUGUUAAAAUACUAUUAGUGAGGCAGCUUAAGUCAAUAUAACAUAAGAAUCUUUGACUUGAUGAUACAAGCACCAAAUUUGGUACAUAAGUACUUCACGACCUACUCUCUUAGAAAAGGUCACUAUCCAGGUGAAAAAACAAAAUGGCCGACAUUUUUCAAGAUGGCCACCACGUUAAAGGUGAAAAAGGGUGUUUUCAGCUCAGAAUGUCAAGGAAUCAAAACAUCUGAGUAAUGCAAAUAUCAAAAUGUAUGCAUUCUGACCAGGAGAACUUAAUAGUAUCAAUGUCAUUCCAAAAUGGCCACCAUUUUUAAAAAUGGCAGCCAUAGACCAAGCGCAUGAACAGGCCAAUGCAGUUGUCAAAGGUGAUGGUGGUGCCACUGGAAUUACAGAGGACCCAUCUGCACUAACACGAUGGAUGGUGUCUGGACCAGAAGUGAGCCAGUUAGUCAAUCAGUAUGAGUUGGCAUCUCAGGCAAAAGUAGCAAAUGAAGAUAUCAGGCAUCAUGAACAGACCAGUCAGUCCCAGAAAUUGUUCACUAACAAGGUCUAGAAGUUGUUUGGUGUGAUGAAGGAUUUGUGCAAUCCCUUCCAAGAAGAAUCCAAUGACCUGCUCACACUAGACACAAAAUUGAUUGCACAUGCAAGUGCUGCUGUACUUGUAGCAACUCAUUUUGAGAAAGGUCAAGUAGCCUUCAGAGACUUUUUCAAUGGUAUGGAUGAUGAGACUUCCUUCUUCUAUAAGUCAAUCAAAAAGAACAAAGUUGAUUUCUUUCACCAAGAGGCAGCGACAUCUUCCAGUGACAUAAAGAAGCAGGUGCUCAAAGAUGACUGCCGUCUGUUCUCGCAGCUCUUUAUUUCUUGUCAGUCACGAGAGUCUGAUCUCUCAGAAUUCUUCCAUCAUGAAAAUCAGUCUUUUCCUGCAGCACUGAGUGACUCAGGGAAACUCCACACUGGUCAGAAGUCACAACUUGCCAACAUUCUGGAAGCUAUCAUUGUUCCUCCUGACACACAACCAGACUGUGAAUGCAUUGAUGGGUCUUCUCUUGUGUAUUCUUUGUCUCCAAAGGCAUCCAAAACCAUUGAAGAAUAUGCCAUCCAAGAUGUUGUUCCCAAAAUUCAAACAUACUCAUCAAAAUAUGAGAGGACAGACAUAGUUGUUGAUGUUUACUGGACUUCAAGCUUAAAGGCUGAGACAAGGUCAAGAAGGGGUAAAGGAGAUCGACGUAGGGUGACUGACAAAACCAAGCUUCCACCUAACUGGAAACAUUUUCUGCGAGACAAUGACAACAAGACUGAGCUUUUUGAAUUCCUGGCUGACAAGAUAGUAUCCCUGUGUGCUGAAAAUGUUGUAAUUGUGACCAAAGGCAAAGAGGCUCUGUCCAACAAACCCAUCAGUCUGGAGAGCUUGAGCCCAUGCAACCAUGAAGAAGCUGACACCAGAAUCUUCACACAUGCUCUUGAUGCAGCCAAGCAAAAGGCAAAAUCUGUGUUAGUUAAGGCAAGUGAUACAGAUAUUCUUGUUGUUGCAGUCAGCAAUUUUGCAACUCUCCAGGAUGUAGGAUUGGAAAUGCUGUGGAUUGAGUUUGGCCAUGGUCAUUCCAUCAGGUGGUUGCCAGUCCAUGACACUGUGUUGAAUCUUGGCCCAGAGAAGUCCAAUGGUAUGCUGUUCUUCCAUGCCUUCACUGGCUGCGAUGUUGUAUCAUCUUUCCAUGGCAAAAGCAAGAAAACAGCAUGGCAAGCAUGGGACUUUUGUCCUGAAGUGACCCAUGUCUUCAAUAAGCUCAGUAAAUAUCCAGCAGUCAUAGAAGAUGUUGACUUGAACAUUCUUGAGAAAUUUGUCAUCAUUAUGUAUGACAAGAACAGCACUGCAAACAAGGUUGAUGAGGCAAGACUGGACUUGUUUGCUCGGAAACAGAGACCGUAUGAUGCCAUUCCAUCGACAAGUGCAUCCCUCUUCGAGCAUGUAAAACGGUCUGUCUUCCAAGCUGCCUAUAUAUGGGGCCAGGCUACUGUGUGUGAAAUGCAAAUUGAAAGCCCCGCCAACUGGGGUUGAAUAAAAGAUGGUGAGAUCUGGAAAGUUCUGUGGUCAAAGCUUCCUGCAAUUGCAGAGAGUUGCCAGCAACUGACAAAAUGUGGAUGCAAGACUGACUGCCGAGGAAGAUGCAAAUGCUAUCACUUCAGCCUCAAGUGUACACAGUUAUGUUCCUGCAAAUGUGAUGACUGAAAAGAACUUAUGCAAACUGUACAUCAACAGAGACUUUGUUUCAUACCAAAGCAACAAACGUAAUCAUUGGUGUUAUGUUUUUGGAAAUUUAGCAGAUUGCAAACAUCAUUGAACGAGUGUUCAUUUACAUAAUUUACAUAAAAUUACCUGAUUUUUCAAUAUUUUUUGUUUUUUUUGACUGCAUAAUUGGAUUUUCUAGGCUCCAAAUCAUAUAUUUCCAUUGCUACAUCUUCCAGAUAUGGUUAUUCAAUUAAACUAUAGGUAAAACAAGCUUAAAAACCAGUUCGAUUGGCAGCCAUCUUGGAAAAUGGUGGCCUUUUUUUUUACCUGGAUAGCGACCUUUUCUAAGAGAGUAGGUCCUGA
Messenger RNA from Thalassophryne amazonica, 2796 nucleotides. RefSeq lists its product as uncharacterized. Bases 775 to 2262 code for a protein of 495 amino acids. The transcript has 2 exons. NCBI's taxonomy places the organism in Eukaryota, Metazoa, Chordata, Actinopteri, Batrachoidiformes, Batrachoididae. The record is from RefSeq and is a predicted model, not a curated record.